Messenger RNA from Scheffersomyces stipitis CBS 6054, 1713 nucleotides. RefSeq names its product Uga4p (gene UGA4). The record is from RefSeq and is a predicted model, not a curated record. Gene Ontology annotation, biological process: transmembrane transport. The transcript has a single exon. Gene Ontology annotation, molecular function: transmembrane transporter activity. Lineage: Eukaryota; Fungi; Ascomycota; Pichiomycetes; Serinales; Debaryomycetaceae. The coding region runs from base 1 to 1713 and encodes 570 amino acids. Gene Ontology annotation, cellular component: membrane.
AUGGUUCUCCAUCCAGUUCUCUCCAGAGAGCAGAUUCUUGAGCAGGUUGUCUCUAACAAGGCCUACUACAACAAUACCCAGAAUGUUGAAGAUCCAAAGAUUGAAGCCAUCUUCUCCAACUCAGAUGAACAGUUGUUGGCACAGAUUGGGUAUAAACCGGAAUUGAAAAGACAUUUUCUGACACUCCAGGCGUUUGGGGUUGCCUUUUCCAUCAUGGGAUUGUUACCAUCUAUUGCUUCUAUCUUGGCCCAGGGAUUGGUAGCCGGUCCUGCUGGAUGUUUGUGGGGAUGGGUAAUUUCAUCCAUUCUCAUCUUGACUAUUGCAAUUUCGAUGUCUGAAAACGGUCUGAGUAUUCCCACUUCUGGUGGUUUAUACUACUGGACAAAUUACUACGCCCCUCCUCGUUUUAAGACUAUUUUCUCAUACCUUAUCGGCAACACCAACUCCAUUGCCUUGAUCGGUGCCUUGUGCUCUGUAGAUUACGGAUUCGCAGUGGAAGUAUUGUCUGUUGUAGUCAUUGCCAAAGAUGGAGACUUUGAAAUAACGCCAGCAAAGACUUACGGUAUCUUCGUAGCCUGUGUCUUGCUACACAUCGCCAUCACCUGCUUUUCUUCCAAAAACUGUGCUUAUCUCCAGACUACGUCUAUCGUGGUAAAUCUUGCUAUCAUUGUAUUAUACAUUAUUGCGUUACCAAUUGGAGCAAAAGGGAACUUCAAGCCUGCCAAGUUUGUCUUUGGGGAGUUUGAUAAUAUUUCCAAUUGGCCCAUCGGCUGGACCCAACUUAGUGCAGCUUGGCUACCAGCAAUCUGGACCAUUGGAGCCUUUGACUCCGUCAUCCACAUGAGUGAGGAAGUUAAAGACGCAGAACAUACCAUCCCAAUCGGAAUAUUGGGCUCCGUUAUCGCCUGUGGUUCUAUCGGUACUGUGAUCUUGAUUAUUACUUUCUUCUGUAUCCAAACCAACGAUAUUGAAACUGAUAUCUUGGGCUCCAAAUUCGGUCAACCAUUGGCUCAGAUCAUCUUUGAUGUCUUAGGUAAGAAGUGGGCUUUGACAUUUAUGGUUCUUAUUGCUUUUGCCCAAUUCUUGAUGGGUGCCUCGAUCUUAACCGCCAUUUCUCGUCAAAUCUGGGCUUUUGCCAGAGACAAUGGCUUGCCAUUCUCUCGUAUAAUCAAGAAGGUCAACAAGAAGUUGUCCGUGCCUAUCAACGCUGUAUGGUUCGGUGGUAUUAUGUCCAUUAUCAUCGGGUUAUUAGUGUUGAUUGGAACUGUCGCUGCCAAUGCACUCUUCACAUUGUACAUUGCUGGUAACUACGUAGCGUGGGGAACUCCAACUUUCUUGAGAUUAACCACUGGCAGAAAGAAAUUCAAGCCAGGAAAGUUCUGGUUGGGCCCAGUGUUCUCACCCUUGAUCGGGUGGACCUCCACCAUCUUCAUUGUCUUUACUUUCUUCAUGGUGAUGUUCCCAGCUAACACCAACCCAGACAAAGAUAGCAUGAAUUAUACCUGUGUGAUCACACCCAGUGUGUGGAUCUUUUCUUUGAUAUACUAUUACGUCUAUGCCCACAAGAUUUACCAUGGUCCUUGUAAGACUAUUGAUGAUGUGGAUGAAACUUCUCUGGAAGCUGGAAUAGAUGCUGUCAUAGAUGGAGUUGAUCCUCAGGGAGACAGCGAUAAGGUAUCUCAGACUAAUGUCAAUGUUUUGGAGAAGGUCUAA